AUACCUGUCAUCAAAUUCGACUUCUUCAAAGAUUUUUUAGGUUGUUCAGCUUGGUUUGGUUCAGCAUCAGCUGUGGUUCAAUUCAACUUUCUAUAUUCCGAAUUAUAUUUCAAAAUAAUUUUUCAAAAAUUAAAUCUUCCUCUAAAACUAAGUGAACUUGUGAUAAUCACAUAAUGGUUCUGGACCUAGACUUGUUUCGCGCAGACAAAGAUGGAGAUCCGGACAAAAUUCGUGAAAAUCAACGCAAACGUUUCAAAGACGUUGGCUUAGUGGACACUGUGGUUGAACAAGAUACCUUAUGGAGAAAACUACGCCACGACGCCGACAAUUUGAACAAGCUCAAGAAUGUGUGUAGCAAAGAGAUUGGGCAGAAGAUGAAGAGUAAAGAACCGGUUGGUCCAGAGGACGAGUCAGUACCUCAGGAAGUCUGUGAUAACCUUAUUAACCUUACUGGCGAGCAGUUGCGGCCGCUCACCGUCAAUCAAAUUAAAAAGGUUAGAAUACUCAUAGAUGAUGCAAUAACAAAGAAUGAGCAAGCUCUCAUGACAGCAGAGAAAGCUCGUUCAGCAGCUCUCAGAGAAGUAGGUAACCACUUGCAUGAGUCUGUACCAGUGGACGAUGAUGAAGACCACAAUGGCAUUGAAAGGACCUAUGGAGACUGCACUGUGAGACAGAAGUACUCACAUGUGGACCUCAUUUGUAUGAUAGAUGGUAUGGAUGGUGAGAGGGGUGCUGCUGUGGCUGGUGGUAGAGGUUACUAUCUCAAAGGACCAGCAGUGUUUCUGGAACAGGCCUUAGUCCAACUGUCCCUUAGGAUUCUUUUAAAAAAGGGAUACACACCACUUUACACACCAUUCUUUAUGAGGAAAGAGGUGAUGCAAGAAGUAGCUCAACUAGCUCAAUUUGAUGAGGAAUUGUACAAAGUAGUGGGUAAAGGGUCGGAGAACAAGGGAGACACGGUUGUGGAGGAAAAGUAUCUCAUCGCCACCUCUGAACAACCCAUAGCCGCUUACCACAGGGACGAGUGGAUUCCAGAAGCUUCCCUGCCUAUAAGAUACGCAGGUCUGUCAACUUGUUUCCGGCAAGAAGUCGGAUCCCACGGGCGAGACACUCGCGGCAUCUUUAGGGUGCAUCAGUUUGAAAAGGUAGAACAAUUUGUUCUGACCUCACCCCACGACAACGCAUCCUGGACUAUGAUGGAAGAGAUGAUCACCAACGCUGAGGAAUUCUGCCAAGUGCUCGGUAUCCCGUACCGCGUCGUGAACAUAGUUUCUGGUGCCCUUAACCACGCAGCUGCUAAGAAGUUAGACCUUGAGGCGUGGUUCCCAGGGUCUGCAGCCUUCAGAGAGUUGGUCUCGUGCAGCAACUGCCUCGAGUACCAAGCCAGAAGACUGCUGGUCAGGUACGGGCAAACUAAGAAAAUGAACGCAGCUACAGAGUACGUGCACAUGUUGAACGCGACCAUGUGCGCCACCACGCGCGUCAUCUGCGCUCUGCUCGAGGUGCAUCAGACUGAGGAAGGCAUCAAGGUUCCAGAAGUGUUGAAAGAUUGGAUGCCAGAACAGUACCAAGAGCUUAUACCAUUCGUGAAGCCCGCGCCCAUCGACAUGGAAGCAGCCGCCGCCGCCAAGAAAGGCAAGAAACAGAACGAGAAGAAAUAGUCAUUUAGUCGCUAUUGCUAGACUUGUAAAUGAUUGCAAACGCUAUUAUUGGCUAUAAUGUGAUACUAGUUUUCGUACGCAACUUCGCAUAUAUUUCGAUUUUUUUAAAUCAGGUAGGAACCUAAGUUUUCUCAUAACGGUAGCCAUACACGAUAUUUGGACUAUUGUAUAGCAAAAAAAUACGAUAACGCUGAACACUUUAAUUACCUAAUUGAAGAAAAAUAAGUUUAUCAAUUGCAAUCAAGUUUGGCAAUAGAGCAUUAAAUCAGAAACUCACAUUCAUUUUCCGCAAUGGCAUUUAACUUAUUUCUAUGCUAAGCUUAAAGUUUAUAUAUGUUUAUUUACAUUAAAUGAAUGACUUAUCUUGAA
This is a messenger RNA of Maniola jurtina (meadow brown), 2030 nucleotides long. It is a transcript of the gene SerRS, whose product is annotated as serine--tRNA ligase, cytoplasmic. Gene Ontology annotation, molecular function: serine-tRNA ligase activity; tRNA binding; ATP binding. The record is from RefSeq and is a predicted model, not a curated record. The coding region runs from base 174 to 1661 and encodes 495 amino acids. The transcript is spliced from 8 exons. Gene Ontology annotation, cellular component: cytosol. Gene Ontology annotation, biological process: seryl-tRNA aminoacylation. NCBI's taxonomy places the organism in Eukaryota, Metazoa, Arthropoda, Insecta, Lepidoptera, Nymphalidae.